Molecule: messenger RNA, 363 nt
Organism: Ambispora leptoticha
Lineage: Eukaryota; Fungi; Glomeromycota; Glomeromycetes; Archaeosporales; Ambisporaceae
Source: the annotation of a GenBank genome assembly
AUGACGGAUUACAUUCUUUUCACCAGCGAAUUUAUGAGAAGAGAAAUUCCCGAACUUAGGAUGGUUGAGGUAAUACCUAUUUUUGGAAAACUCAACUAUGUAUUUCUUAGCAAACUGUCUCAAAAAGUAGGCAUAAAGUAUAGAUUUUUAUUAGAUAAGGACAAUCAUCUUAUAGAAAGAGCCAAAAAGAUUGAGAAAGGGGAAAUUAAAGAAGGAGUAAAGUUAAAGAACUGUAAACAUGAGCCACAAAAAUGUACUCGAGAGAAGGUACACAAAAAUUUUUGGGAUAUUCAUACUAAAGGAAGAUUAGAAGAAAAGGAAGAAGAUAUUAUUUAUGAUAGCGAAGGAGGGGAAAUUGAUUGA